Molecule: messenger RNA, 708 nt
Organism: Pieris macdunnoughi
Lineage: Eukaryota; Metazoa; Arthropoda; Insecta; Lepidoptera; Pieridae
Source: the annotation of a GenBank genome assembly
AUGGAUGCAUUACUAACAUUUUUACUUGCUAUUUUGAUUUUGGAUAUUACUAGUAGCGAAGAUAAUGCAACUGUGCUGUACUACUAUGGCUUAGAGGAAAGUGAGCGUGGUUUGCCUCGAUGUGGGCAAGGGCAAGCGUGCUCCGCACUAGUAGCACGUUACUGGCGUCCGCGUGCGCUACUACGGCUUUGUCGAUGCACGCGACGUCAGCGCUGCGACACACCCGCAUCCCCCGAUAGACUUAUUGAAAUCAACAAUCGCGCUUAUUUACAGUUCUGCACUCCUGUCUCAACUUGGCCGGAGUGUAACCCAAUCGAUACUCCACUUCACGUCGAGACAUCUCACAGGAUACUGAACCCGGACGAAAUAGAGCAAAUGCAUCAUCAGAACAUACAACUCACGCCGCCUAAAAUAACUCUUUCUUGCCGAUGUCGGUAUCCAAACUAUUGGAAGAUAAAAACUGAAGUAGACAAUAAUGCUACAUAUCAUUGUUCAUCGCUGCCCCUUUGCAAAUCCGGCGACUUUUGCGGAAAUGUCGAUAAUCAUCUACUAACUCUAUACCAAUCUUGUUUGUGUCCCAAAAAUCAUAUUUGCGUACAUAAUGGCGGUGUAACACACAUACAAAUAACUGAAUUGCUAUACCAAGGCCUUGGUUGGAAAGCUUUUUGUCAACCGAUUAGUGAUGAUUAUAGCUAUGAGGACAUUUAG